This is a messenger RNA of Aspergillus novofumigatus IBT 16806, 2866 nucleotides long. Its product is annotated as SprT family zinc-dependent metalloprotease. NCBI's taxonomy places the organism in Eukaryota, Fungi, Ascomycota, Eurotiomycetes, Eurotiales, Aspergillaceae. Bases 425 to 2866 code for a protein of 813 amino acids. The record is from RefSeq and is a predicted model, not a curated record. Gene Ontology annotation, cellular component: nucleus. The transcript has 3 exons.
UACUACCAUGGUACGUACGAAGGUCUGUUUAUUUUUAUACAUAAUACAUACUACAGAAAUGGGUGGACGGAUAGGCAACCCCCCAGUUGAAAGCAAGUAAACGCACACAUCCUGUGGACUGUACCAUAAUGCCGGCUGUCGAGAUAUAUCACGUCCGUCCUGCAUGAUCUCAGCAGCCCGAGUCACCUGGAUGCGGUUGCCAUGUCAACCACCCAACUUCCAACUUUAUACUCGGAUUAUCAACAUGGGACCAUCUUCCCAGCAAACGAAUGUAUUUACAUUAUCCUCGUCCACAACCAAGAAAGCAAAGUGAUAGAAGACCUUUAUCGUCUUCGUUGCCCUACUUCUCUUUCGCAGUCACAGUCAGAGACGCGGGACAAGCUGCACAACAACCAGAGGGAAGCCGCAGCACGGGCAGCGAAUCAUGGCAAGACUCAACGCAACGCCGGCGAAGCAGACAACUGCUCGGAAAUUGACAAAUUUAUCCGAGAAGGAACCACAUACUUCCGUUCGACGCAUAUUCAAAGAUUGGUCACCAACAACAGAGGCAGAAGAAGACAGGGAGGAAGAAUGGAGGAUAGCAACCGAUGCAUGGGCCAAAGACAGAUCUUAUGGAUUUGGAGGAAGACCACCGCUGGGAAGAAAUCUAUCACAACGGGAAAAGAAGGCGACUUUGGCCACGAACUUCAACAUACUUCCCGAUAGUGACGGGUCGAGCGACGUGGACCAGGACUAUAGAUCCUCCACGAGCUCUGCACCCAAGGAGGCAAUCAAGACAACAGUCCCGCUGAAGCAAGCACAUGUCAACUCACUCCUGCUCCCACUCUCGCAACAACCACGAAACCGACCAACUCAAAAACUGGAAACAUAUGACUAUGCGAAGGAGAACGACCCCAUCGACGGGGAGGAAGAGGAAAAUGCACCGACAAUAUCCAGGCACUCAUCAAAUGCCUCUUCGCGGUAUUCGCCAACAAGGAGGAAUGCCCGCCAGGAUAUGGAAGAGGAGGAGGGAAACUUCAGAUUUCUGAGUUAUCGCCAGUCGCAAGAGUCUAAUUCAGAAGACGAAACCGGAGACAACAGCUUUAGUUCCCUGGAUGAUUUCAUAGUCAGUGACAACGAAGAGCUGAGUUAUCAUGAGGCAUCUGCAGACGAACUAGAGAAGGAAGAGAUCCCGAAAAGCAUUUCUCCCCCAAGACCAAGGCGAAGGUUGUUAAGGGGUAGACGACCAAACCCUGAAGUAGAGCUCAGGGAGGCUUUGAUGAACCCUUCAUACAAAGAUGACCUCUGCUUAGAACCAUCUCUGCCACCUAGGAUGACGAUACCAUCCUCCCAGCUGAAACCAAAACCCGAGAAAUCACAUGUGAAAAAUUCCAAAAUGACCAAAGACGUGAAAAUGCUGAACCUGGAGGACUCUGAUACUGGCUCCCAGCUUCAAAGAGACAGCACUGCAGCACAUACUGAUUCAUCCACAAAGAAAUCAGAGCCUUCUCUGGCUGUUCUAGAAACACCACCUCCUAGUCCCUCCAAAAGCCUUCUUCGGUCACCAACGAAGGGCAGGAUCUGCAUACCGCCAACCCGUUAUCGCGAGAGCGUUGAUGCUUUCUGGAGGCAAGACGCCACCAAUGACUGGAUCGACCAACAUUCGCCGCAGAAAGAAGAGAAGAAAUUAGAGCAGUAUCUACGAGAAUUUGAGGAGUCAGAUGGUGAUACCAACUCCGAAAACAUGCGAAGACCUCGUGAAAGGCAUAGAGAGCCCAAAACUCCAAGCAAGACGGCGUUGAAGAGAGCGGAGACAGAGAAGAAGAAAGCUGCUCUAGCACGCAAGAAGUCGUUUGACAACAAGAAGGCGCAAAUCGCAGAUGAAUUUCUCAAGGUUCUAGAUGAGGCCGUUUCUGGAGGCCAAAUCCAAAAGCUCGCAGAAGAAACAGGCGGUGUACGGAUAAUUUGGAGCAAAAACCUGCUAACUACCGCCGGACGUGCUAACUGGAAACGCGAGAAGAUUGGAAAAGAGUCUCGAACAUCAGAAGGCGGAUCUGAACCAUCAACGUUGAUCAAGCAGCAUGCUACGAUUGAGCUAGCAGAGCGCAUCAUUGAUAGCGAGGAUCGACUGAUCAACACAGUGGCACAUGAGUACUGCCAUCUGGCGAACUACAUGAUUUCAAACAUUCACAACAAACCCCAUGGGGCAAGCUUUAAGCUUUGGGGCCGCAAAUGCCAAGGAGCCCUGAAAGAUCACCCUGUGUACGGCGGAAGAGUCGAGGUGACGACGAAGCACAGCUACCAGAUCGAUUACAAAUAUGUCUGGAGCUGCGUUGACUGUGGUCAGAACUAUGGUCGUCAUUCCAAGAGCAUUGACACUGCCAAAUCUCGCUGCGGCGCAUGCAAAGGCCUUUUGCAGCAGAUCAAGCCGAAGCCGAGAAACGUCUCACCCAGGAAGAAGCAACCGACUCCUCCGUCAGAGCGGUGCGAAAAGAAAUCAGUGGAGGAUAUGGCGAAAGUGUUUGGCGAAUUGCGUGAUGCGGCCUCUCAAGAUGUUCGCACGUCUCGUAUCAAAUCACAGCGAUUCUCUAAACGGGCAUGCAUCUUUGUCUCGAAUCAAUUUAAUGUCCGGAAGACAUCAUCGAUGUCCACAUUCACCUCCCUGAGGUCAGAUAGGAUGCACUGGGAUACAACUAGGACCAGCGAAGCUCGUACAUCCAGCACAAGAUCUGGGAAGACUCAGUAUCGGCUUAUUGAAGACGUCGAAGACCUGGAUAGAUGCCGCCCCGGGGGUACCAUCCUCUACAAAUCGAGGACGAGCCGGAUUGUGGUCGCUACCGGCUGGUUCACAAGCUUGCGAAUGGAGGAUACUAGAGCAUAUGGCUAG